Messenger RNA from Hevea brasiliensis (rubber tree), 3357 nucleotides. Its product is annotated as protein ALTERED PHOSPHATE STARVATION RESPONSE 1. Lineage: Eukaryota; Viridiplantae; Streptophyta; Magnoliopsida; Malpighiales; Euphorbiaceae. The transcript is spliced from 4 exons. The coding region runs from base 953 to 3241 and encodes 762 amino acids. The record is from RefSeq and is a predicted model, not a curated record.
UUCUUCUUCUUCUUCUUAUAAGUUUUUUUUUUAACCCUCUAUCAAACCCUGUUACAAUUUUUUAUGAUUAUCUGAGGAAUGGGUUUUUGUUUUUGUUUUUAAAAUUUUCCUAUUUUCAUCCUUCUGUUCGAAAUUUGUUUUUCCACCAAGGAUCAGCUCUGCAUGUUUAUAUUCUAACGAUGGUUGUUUUUUUUAAAAAAAAAAUUGUGUUUUUUUUGCCAUCUCAUGUUCAUGGCAUUUUGCAGAUUUUCUACUGUGAAUGUAAUCAGUCAGAAAUAGUGGCUCUUUAUCUUUCUGCUACUUUAGAAAACCUUUAUAUUCUUUUAUUGCUUCUUUCUUUUUUACCACCUCGUAACUACAAAUCAUAAUUCUUCAAUGUGACCAGCCUUUAAUCAUUUUUUUUCUUUGGUCACUAUUCCCUUUUUGUAUUUUACCAUAUAUUUUCUUUAAUUUGCUUCAAAAUUCUUCACAUCUGAAAAUUUUUUAAAAUUUUAAAUUCCUACUUUCAUUUUUUUUUUUUUUAAAUUUGUUGGUUCUUGAUGGGAAUAUGAAGUGAUUGGGUUCUUGGAUUGUUGAGAAUUAAUAGAGAAAAGCAAGAACAUAAAGAAUCUCUAGUUUCUUUGCUCUGUUAUGCAAGUUAGAAUUGUUUGGUGACUUGAAAAUAAAGAAAAGAAUCAUCAACCCUUUUUGAAGUCGUUUUUGUAUAUAUAAAUGUAGAAAAGAAAGCACAUAGCUGUUUUGGGCUUUCUGGUUUCUGAGGAAAUUCUUUUCCCAUUGCUUGCUAUGUAUGUGUUUGAUAUUUGUCAAUAAUGGACUAGAUGUAACUUCUUUGCUUCUCUUGAACAGUUAUUGAAAAUUCAUAUGAAUCUGUUGAGAUAUAAGAAAGGCUACCGUUGGGUUUGUUCAAGCCUGUAAAUUUCGUAGGGAAAGAGAGAGAUAGAGAAAUUGAGAAAUGGGAUGUUCUACAUCAAAGCUGGAUGAUGAAGAGGCAGUUCAGCUUUGUAAAGAUAGAAAACGUUUCAUUAAGCAGGCUGUAGAGCAAAGAACACGGUUUGCCUCUGGACACUUAGCUUAUAUUCAGUCCUUGAAAAGAGUUUCAGCAGCUCUUCGUGAGUAUGUUGAUGGAGAUGAGCCGAGAGAAUUCUUGUUAGAUUCAUUUAUAACCCCACCCUUUACCCCUAUAAAGAAAGUAAGUCCAGGUUUCAUCUCAAUUUCACCUGGAUCAUUUUCACAACCACCUCUUCAGUCUGGACACAAUUCGACUUUGAAAGUAAAUUACCUAAGGUCUGGGGGGAACCAAGCAGUUGCAGUUGAGGAGAGACCUCAAUCACCGGAAACUGUUCGAGUUGAAGCUUAUUCUCCUAUACACCAUUAUGGGUUUGAUGGAUUCUUUGCAAUGCAAUCCCCACCAGUUUAUUCAUCAUUCUUCUCUUAUUCCCCCAAUGACAGGCCCAGUAUUCCUCCCCCUUCACCUCAAACUUCACAGUGGGAUGGUUUUUGGAAUCCAUUUUCUUCACUAGAUUACUAUGGCUAUCCUACUCGCAGUAGCCUUGAUCAGAUGGUUAUGGAUGAUGACACUAGUGGACUAAGGCAAGUUCGAGAAGAAGAAGGGAUUCCCGAUUUAGAAGACGAAACUGAACAAGAAGAACUAGAUAACAAGGUAAAUGCAACAGAGGGGCAAGCUAAGGUUGAUGCCAGUUACAAUAGAGAAGAAGUUCUUGUUGAAGAUGUUGAUGAGGAUGAGGACGAGGACGAGGAUGAAAUUGAUAGUGGAAGUGAAUGUGAACAUGAAAUGAGAGGACUACAAUCACAAGGUAGUGCAAAGAUAGAAUUAUCACGAGUUCAAAAUUCCGGACAGGUUGAAGCUCGCAAUCAAGAAAUGUCGGUUGGUGAUGGAGAAAGCAAGGUAGAAACUCCGGCUUUUACUGUUUAUGUAAACCGAAGGCCAACGAGCAUGGCAGAAGUUAUCAAGGAUCUUGAAUAUCAGUUCACGAUUGCUUGUGAUUCAGCCCAGGAGGUUUCAGCAUUAUUAGAGUCUGGCAAAGCUCAAUACUCAUCAAUGUCAAAUGAACUCACAGCUAUGAAAAUGCUGAAUCCAGUGGCUUUGUUCCGGUCAGCUUCAUCUCGCUCAUCUUCAUCAAGAUUUGUUAUCAAUUCCUCUAGUUCUAGAGAUGAAGGUUAUGAAAGCAGUAGCGACUUCUCUGAAGAAUCCUGCAUUAUCUCUGGUAGCCACCAAUCAAUAUUGGAUAGAUUAUAUGUCUGGGAGAAGAAACUCUAUGAUGAAGUCAAGUCAGGAGAAAGAGUUCGAAUUGCAUAUGAGAAGAAACAAGUGCAACUCAGGAACCAAGAUGUAAAAGGAGAAGACCCUUCUGCAGUGGAUAAAACAAGAGCAGCCAUUAGACAUCUGUAUACCCAAUUACAAGUUUCAAUUCACUCAGCUGAAGCUGUUUCAAAAAGAAUAGAAGCUUUAAGGGAUGAAGAAUUGCAGCCUCAACUUUUGGAAUUGGUGCAAGGGCUAGCAAGAAUGUGGAAAGUAAUGGCAGAAUGCCAUCUGUCACAAAAGCGGACAUUAGAUGAGGCAAAACUUUUACUAGCAGGCACGCCUUCAAAAUUAAAUGCAAAGAAGCGCUCCUCCAUAUCGGUUGCUGAUCCUCAAAGACUAGCUAGAUCAGCUGCCAAUCUCGAGACAGAACUAAGGAAUUGGCGAGGCUGCUUUGAAGUUUGGAUCACUUCUCAACGAUCCUAUAUGCAUGCACUAACUGGCUGGCUCCUCAGGUGUGUUAGAUCAGAUCCUGACACAUCAAAACUACCGUUCUCUCCUCGUCGGUCCAGUGGGACAUUUCCAAUAUUUGGACUUUGUAUUCAAUGGUUAAGGUUUCUUGAUGCUAUUCAGGAGAUGCCAGUUCUUGAUGGAAUGGAUUUUUUUGCUGCUGGUAUGGGGUCUCUUUAUGCACAGCAGCUAAGGGAUGAUCCUCACAGGAGUGGCUCAAAGAGAUAUGGUGCUGGGUUGGUGAGUGAACCAGGAUCAAAUAUGGAACUAGUGCAUGUGGGUGAAAUAGAAGAGGUUGUAACUGCAGAGAAAAUGGCUGAAGUUGCCGUAAGGGUACUCUGUGCUGGAAUGUCUGUUGCAUUGAGUUCUCUCACAGAAUUUGCUAUUAAUUCUGCUGAAGGAUAUGCAGAACUUGUUAAGCAAUGGGAGAGUGCCAGGUCACAGCAGAAUUCUGAGAAGGCAAGAACCUAAGUUCAUUAUGAUAUUCUGGUAGAUAGUUAGGUCAUGGGUGUCAAUGUAAUUACUUGUUAUAAUACAAUUGACAAAGCCACAAAAGGGGAAUAUAGAGCAGUUGCUGCUUCUGCUAA